Molecule: messenger RNA, 3926 nt
Organism: Felis catus (domestic cat)
Lineage: Eukaryota; Metazoa; Chordata; Mammalia; Carnivora; Felidae
Gene: RCC1
Product: regulator of chromosome condensation 1
Exons: 14
Coding region: 1175-2551 (458 amino acids)
Cellular component (GO): cytoplasm
Molecular function (GO): guanyl-nucleotide exchange factor activity
Source: RefSeq, a predicted model, not a curated record
UGCGCAUGGUACGGCGCAGGCGCAAUAGCGAUACCUUGACUUACGCGCGCUUCAGAAGGUAUAAAUAAGGAUGCCUUGGGGGUUGUUCGGUCCUUUCGAGAAAGCAGGCGGCACUGUGUUGCGUUUGCGGUUGCUCAGGAUUCCAGAUAAUUUGAUUUGGGGAUUGAAGAGGAGCCUCACCUUACAUUGGCAGUCGACACUUUAUGCUUUGGGGUACUUUAUUUACUUGGCAGGGACAGUUGGUGAAGUGGAUGAUAAAUGUUUUUAUAAGCUAAGCCUGGAGGUUUAGAAGCUUGAGCACAUUUGAUCCCUUUUUAAAACUGCCCUUAAGAGAAAAUCAAGGGGGAACAGUAGGUUUUUAAGCUUAUUUUAAGAGAGAGCAAGUAUGUGGGAGGGGCAGAGGGGGAGAGAAUCCCAAACAGGCUCUACCCUAUCAGCAUGGAGCCUCAACUGAGAUCAUGACCUGAGCAGAAAUCAAGAGUCUGACUGAGCCACCCAGCACCCUGAUCCAUGUGUUUCUGAUGUACUUAUGGAUUACAAUAAAGAUGACUGCAUAUUUGUGUGGCUCCUUUUUAUGUGGAAACAUGACUGACAAGGCCCUGAGCUUGUCUUGUAUAUGCUGGCACUUGUUUACUUGGGAAAAUGUGUUGGUUCCUACCAGUUCCCUAGUGUGCAGGGAAGAGCUUCCUGGUUGCAUUCAAAGGUGGCUAAUGCUUAGGACACCUAAGGAAUUAGGUGAGAGACCAACCUACAUUUGGCCACUAGACAGGAGAUCUGGGUUACUGAUAGACCAAGCCUAAUCUUCAGUUUCCCCACAGUGUAGUACAGGCAAGUUAACCUUAGCAAAUACAUGAUUGGACAUAAACAGCAAAAUCCCACUACUGUUAGCUAGUUAGCCUCUACUGCCAUUGUUCCAAGUAGUGUACUUCAGCCUGAGAGAAUUGUCAUCCUGCUUAUGAUGUGAGGCUGAGUCACAAUGGAAAUCUUGUCAAGCACAGGCACUGACUGCCAGCGUUAGAAACUAGUCCAGGCCCUGAAGGAUGGGAACUAGCAGGGAACCAUCUAGAAGCCAUGGGAAUGAGUAAGAUCUUGGAAGAAGAAAGCAGAGAGAGAUCAAACAUCCAGGGUUAAAACUUGGAGAAAUCGCACAGUAUAUCAUCUAAAAGAGGAGUCCAUGAUGGAGGCAGAGGAAAGGAUGCCACCCAAGCGUAUAGCUAAGAGAAGGUCACCUCCAGAGGAUGCUCUCCCCAAAAGCAAGAAGGUGAAGGACCCUCGUAACCAGGCAGUGAGGGCCGCUGCCUCCCGUCGUGUUCCAGGUGCCCACGGGCCGAGCCCUCCUGACCAGAAAACCCGACCAGUCUCACAUAGGUCCCACAGCACAGAACCAGGCAUGGUGCUGACACUGGGCCAGGGCGAUGUGGGCCAGCUGGGGCUGGGCGAGAAUGUGAUGGAAAGGAAGAAGCCAGCCCUGGUGCCCAUUCCGGAGGACAUUGUGCAGGCUGAGGCUGGGGGCAUGCAUACCGUGUGUCUAAGCAAAAGCGGCCAGGUCUACUCCUUCGGCUGCAAUGAUGAGGGUGCCCUGGGAAGGGACACAUCAGUAGAGGGCUCAGAGAUGGUUCCCGGGAAAGUGGAACUACAAGAGAAAGUGGUACAGGUGUCGGCAGGAGACAGUCACACAGCAGCCCUCACUGAGGAUGGCCGAGUUUUCCUCUGGGGCUCCUUCAGGGACAAUAAUGGUGUGAUUGGACUCUUGGAGCCCAUGAAGAAGAGCAUGGUACCUGUGCAAGUGCAGCUGACAAUGCCUGUAGUGAAGGUGGCCUCAGGAAAUGACCACUUGGUGAUGCUGACAGCUGAUGGUGACCUCUACACUUUGGGCUGCGGGGAGCAGGGCCAGCUGGGCCGUGUGCCUGAAUUAUUUGCCAACCGUGGUGGCCGGCAGGGCCUUGAACGACUCUUGGUCCCCAAGUGUGUGAUGCUGAAAUCCAGAGGAAGCCGGGGUCACGUGAGAUUCCAGGAUGCCUUCUGUGGUGCCUACUUCACUUUUGCCAUCUCCUGCGAGGGUCAUGUAUAUGGAUUUGGCCUCUCCAACUAUCAUCAGCUUGGAACCCCAGGCACAGAAUCUUGCUUUGUACCCCAAAACUUGACAUCCUUCAAGAACUCUACCAAGUCCUGGGUGGGCUUCUCUGGUGGCCAGCAUCAUACAGUCUGCAUGGAUUCAGAAGGAAAAGCAUACAGCCUGGGUCGCGCUGAGUAUGGGCGGCUGGGCCUUGGGGAGGGUGCUGAGGAGAAGAGCAUACCCACCCUCAUCUCCAGGCUCCCUGCUGUUUCCUCAGUAGCUUGUGGGGCCUCCGUAGGGUAUGCCGUGACCAAGGAUGGUCGUGUUUUUGCCUGGGGCAUGGGCACCAACUACCAGCUGGGCACGGGGCAGGAAGAGGAUGCCUGGAGCCCUGUGGAGAUGACAGGCAAACAGCUGGAGAACCGUGUGGUCUUAUCUGUGUCCAGUGGUGGCCAGCACACAGUCUUACUAGUCAAGGACAAGGAACAGAGCUGAUGAAGCCUCUGCGGGCCUGGCUCCCGCCACCCACCCCCCCUCCUGGAACUGGGAAGCUAUGACUAUAGAUUCCAGCAGGCCUCCCCCAGCCCUGAGUACUCUGUCAUCUGCCUUUUUCCUAUCAGCAGAACAGAAUCCUUUCCCUCUUUUCUGUCCUCCUUUCCUGAGUCAUCCUACAGUCUACAGGAUGAAGGGGGAGGGGGGAAAUGAAAAAGGGGAGGGGGUUUUGGCAGCUGGAACAUUGCUCGCCCCAGAGUUAUGUGGUUAGACCUUUCCCCCUCGUCCCUACCUCCCAUGGUCCUGGCUGACCCUGAUUUUGCCUGCCAAAAACCAAAAAUUCCUCCCCUGGGGAUUUGGUGCCCACAUUCUGAGAGGUUGGGGGCUCAUCAAGCCCUACUGUAGCCAUGUGCCACCCUCUGUCCUUCACAAUCCACAGGCAGACAAAUGGUAUGGUGGUCAGACCCAGCUGUCAUGGACUUAUGCCUGGGGGAAACUGGAGACUGGGCAGGGCUGCCCAGCCAUGGGCAACUCCAAGCCAAAUAUUUGGCCCUCAACAGAUGUCCACGGGGAAGAAAAAACAAUGAUCCUUCACUUGGUCAAGAAAAAAGCCAAUCAGCCUUUCUCCCAGAAGCACAAACCAUUCUGCCCUUCAGGCAUUGCCUGAGAAUUCUGCCCAUCCAACAUGCCUUACCUGCAGCCAAGGGCCUGAAAUCUGGAAAGGAAGCUACAUCUGCAGGGCAGGACAUGGGGGGAGUGGGGAAGGAGGGUUUUAUAAACAAAUUUAAAGCAAUACUGAGGGUGAAGGGAGGGAGGGGAAAGGGGGCAGAGGCUUGUGCCCAGAAAGGGAAGCAGCAGCUUGUACAGUGGCUGAGGAAACAGAAAACAGUUUUGAAUUUUUUUUUAAUGUAAAGUAUUUUGGAGGGGAGAGUGAACUCUUUUAACACUUUGAAUAAAUUUAGAGUUUUAUAAAACAGGCCACUUGUUUUCUACAUACUCCCUGCUUUUUUUAAGGGAGCACCUGUGUUGGGAAGAGCAGAAUAAACCCACACCUAAGCACCUGGUCAAGGCUAGGACUUAAGUGACAUCAUGAUGUCGUAGAAUAUGCCAGUCAGCUGUUGGUGUGGCUGUGUCAUACAAAUCAAAAAAGAAAAAGAGGUGAUUGAUUUUUGCUUAGGUAUUUAUGUUUCAGGAAUCACUGGAUUUUUUAAAAAUUAUGCUGCAUAAUGUAAGAGACAUGGAAUGGAUCUUUUAAUAUCCUAAUCCCAAACCAAGAUUUGAUUACAGUGCAUACCUAUAGAUACUUAUGCUAAAGCUUGCUGUUGUAUCAUUUUUAACAGCUGACGUCAUUGAUUAAACAUGAUUAACUGCACAAUAA